This is a messenger RNA of Dibothriocephalus latus, 297 nucleotides long. The record is from the annotation of a GenBank genome assembly. Lineage: Eukaryota; Metazoa; Platyhelminthes; Cestoda; Diphyllobothriidea; Diphyllobothriidae.
AUGGCCCUCAUGGGCCUUAGCGAGGCCUCCCGUGCCCAGAUGCGCAAGAUGCUGCAGACCAAGGAGUCAAACUACAUGCGUAUGCAGAGGGCUCGCAUGGAUGAGAGCAUGUUUAUACGCAUCAAACGCCUCGAGAAUCGUCAACUCUACGCCAUGAAGAUCCUUAAGAAACAGGACGUGGUCCGACGACGGCAGCUUGCUCACGUCCAAGCCGAACGUGAUAUUCUAGCUGAGGCGGACAGUGAAUGGGUGGUCAAACUCUUUUUCUCCUUCCAGGACUCCCACGCCCUCUACCUG